Salmo salar (Atlantic salmon) is the source of this 3892-nucleotide messenger RNA. It is a transcript of the gene ahr2a, whose product is annotated as aryl hydrocarbon receptor 2 alpha. Lineage: Eukaryota; Metazoa; Chordata; Actinopteri; Salmoniformes; Salmonidae. Gene Ontology annotation, biological process: regulation of transcription by RNA polymerase II; xenobiotic metabolic process; response to xenobiotic stimulus. Gene Ontology annotation, molecular function: protein dimerization activity; nuclear receptor activity; transcription cis-regulatory region binding. The record is from RefSeq and is marked provisional. Gene Ontology annotation, cellular component: nucleus; aryl hydrocarbon receptor complex.
UGUCAAGUUAACGUAGCGGGGGAUCUGCGUUACGGAGAGACCGCUCUAUUUGAAGGGAUUCACGCAUGUCUGGAUAUUAACCUCCCUUGUUAAUUUGAGGACUAUCUCGGAGGAAGACAGUGGAUGUUAUUGUGUUCGUGUUUUUGAACAUUUUGUACCAACUAAUACAGCAGAAGCGUCAACAUGUUGAGUAACACUGGAGUUUAUGCUGUCAAGAAGCGGAAGAAGCCCGUUCAAAAAACCAAGAAAACUCCUGCUCCAGAUGUGGUCAAGUCAAACCCAUCCAAACGCCACCGGGAUCGGUUGAACGGGGAGCUGGACAGGCUGACAGGCCUCCUACCAUUCCCUGAGGAUGUGCGCUCUCGCCUGGACAAACUCUCUGUGCUCCGCAUCAGCGUCGGCUACCUGAAGGUGAAGAGCUUCUUCAAAGCAACCAUGAAGAAAAGCAGUGUCCUGUUUCCUGGGGGGGGUGGCCUGAACAUGAAUGGGAUGAACACCCCAACCUUCUCCGAGGGGGACCUACUUCUCCAGGCUCUGAAUGGCUUUGUGCUGGUGGUCACAGCUGAGGGACAUGUGUUCUAUGCCUCUCCUACUAUCCAAGACUACCUGGGCUUCCAUCAGUCAGACGUGGUCCACCAGAGUGUGUUUGAGCUAAUCCACACAGACGACAGAGCCACGUUCAGACGACAGCUUCACUUUGCCCUCAACCCCAAGCCCUUUGACCCAGAGCAGGGAGGAGACGGCAUGGCGAGCAGCAGUGACAUCACCAGGAACAUCGUGACCUAUAACCCUGAGCAGCUCCCACCAGAGAACUCCUCCUUCCUGGAGAGGAACUUUGUGUGUCGCUUCCGCUGCCUCCUGGACAACUCCUCUGGCUUCCUGGCUCUGAACUUCCAGGGGCGUCUGAAGUUCCUCCAUGGCCAGAGCAUGCUGGGGGAUGACGGGACGCGCAGCCAGCCCAGGUUGGGCCUGUUCACCAUCGCCACCCCUGUCCACACCCCGUCCAUAUUGGAGAUCAGAACCAAGACAAUCUUCUUCCAGACCAAACACAAGCUUGACUUCACCCCCACAGGUGUCGAUGCCAGGGGGAAGGUUGUCCUGGGAUACUCAGAGAUUGAGUUGUGUAUGAGAGGCUCUGGGUAUCAGUUCAUCCACGCAGCUGAUAUGAUGUACUGUGCAGAUAACCAUGUCAGAAUGAUUAAGACAGGAGAGAGUGGUCUGACCACUUUCAGACUGCUGCAGAAGACAGGGUGCUGGGUCUGGGUCCAGGCCAAUGCCAGGCUUGUCUACAAAGGAGGAAGGCCCGACUUCAUCAUCGCACGCCAGAGAGCUUUACUUAAUUCUGAGGGAGAGGAGAAUCUACGCCAGAGGAAGAUGCAACUACCCUUCAGCUUCACCACCGGGGAGGCCCUGCUGUAUGAGACUGGCCCCACUCUGGAUGCCACUGAGUUCCAAACCAACCCCCCAAAAAUCUGCAAGGUGGAGUCUCUGGACCCCCAGUCUCUACUGGGCUCUUUACUAAAGCAGGAUGAGUCCAUCUACACCCAGCCCCAGGAGCCUCAGCUACCCAUAGACCAGGUAUUCAUGGACAGCCGAGCGCUCACCAACGUGGCUUGUAACUCCUGGCAGACUAGCAUGGAGCCCCAGGGGCCCGACGGGGAUGAUGAUGGUGAUAGCCCCAGGGAGGUCAAGCAGGAGGGGGCGUUGGUGGCCAUGAUCGAUGCCCUGGAGAGGAUGGCGCAGGAUGGGGACCUGUGUGCGGCACUGCAGGGAAUGGACGUGGGUACGGCGGAGCUGAUGGAGUGGGAGAGCACCCUCCUCAGGCUGAGCCAGGACUCCAAUGGGACCGGGAGCGGGGACACCUCGCUAGACCUGGAUGACAUCAUGACCAACGACAUCUUCUCUUACGUGGAGGAAGCCUUGUUCAAGGAGAGCAGUGAGGGGAGCGGUAACCAGCCCAACUGCUCCACCAUGAUCAACCACAACCCUAACCUGUUCACAGCGGUGCUUGACAACAACAACCAGGGUGGACCAUUCACAGGAGGGGUCAGCCCUACAGGUGCCGGACAGUGCAAGCCCGGGUUGCUUGACAAAUUCAGCUUUGUCCACAAUGGCUCCGCAGUGAAUGAUCUAAAUGGUAUCAGCCACAGUCAGGUAACAGGCAACAGAGCAGUUGGUUUGGCAGGACAGAACCAGGCAGGACAGAACCAGGCAGGACAGAUCCAGGCAGGACAGAACCAGGCAGGACCUCAGCAGGUGUUCAAGAGCACCCAGAGGCUCUCCCACUUCGGCCCCCAGAUCCCCCAGAUUCCUCAGACGGGCCUGAACAUCCCCAUCCUGCAGCAGCUACAGCUCAACGACAUCUUCACCCCCUCUCUGGAGCUCCCCGAGCUCAGUAACCCACAUAGCUCAGGCCAGAAUGAGUCUGUCACAUUUAGCACUAGCAUGUCUGGAUCCUGUGCUCAUGCACCAAACAACCACAUUGGAAGCCCUCAGAUCAUCGCUGGCCAGGUCCAAUCUAACCAGCCACCUCCACAGUGUUUCCCUCAUAAUGGCUUGCCAGCUGCAAUAGCACCAAACGGACCAGCGGAGAUCUCUGUUCCACAGUCCAACCAUCUACCACCUAUUCUGGUGGAUGCUUGGGCAUCUUUGAUUCCCAGUAAUGGCUUUGUUUCACCCCAGAUUGCCUGCAGUGCACCAUUUCAGUCACUAAAAACCCAGAAAGCGCCGCAGUGGCCCCAGAACCAGCAGCAUCAGCUACCACCCCCCGCCAGCACAAUGAAGAAUGGACACCAAUUCAUCCCAGACUGUCACAGUCAAGCCACAGAGACCCAAAGAGUCCCUCUCACAGGCCUUUGGCCACAGAACACCAACGGACUGUACCACCAACCCCAGCAGGGGCGAUUGGCCAACGGCCAGCCUGCUCCAACCGGCAGCUGCAUGUUUAAGAACGUCUCACCCCCCCUCCCCAACGGAAACAGUCACAUAGAUGGCACCAGGCUGCCCCCCCCCUUGUCUGUAUGCCAGAGGAGGAUGGUGGACCCCCAGGACCAGAGCUACUUCCAGUGGGGCCCCAGUGAACCAGUGGUGGGCACGUCAGCCAUCUUCCAGGACAACACCGGAAUCAGCUUUCCGUCUCGCCCGCUGGUGGCCAACAUCACCACCCCUGAGAACCUACUGGCCAUGCAGCAGUACCUGGCUGGACGCAACAGAGUCGGACAGACACAGAUUCCAAGCCUCUGUGUUGUAGACAGCAAUGGAACAUUCUCCUCACCCCCGCUUGUCAAUGGAACAUUCUCCUCACCCCCACUUGUCAAUGGAACAUUCUCCUCAGCCCCCCUUGUCAAUGGAACCAUGUGCUUUACAGACCACAACCAAACCAACUAUUGCGACUUCUAAACAUGAGUCACAUGUUACGGUGUAAAAAUGAUGGACAAAUGAGGAGGAAGCCAUCCAUGCAUCUAUUCAUUCAUCCAUCCAUCCAUCCAUCCAUCCGUACACAUUCAAAGACAACACUCUGCCUUAAGAGCUGUCUCAGGGAGGGUGUCGUGAAGACAAGCCAUCUCCUCGUCAAACACACCAUUCAUCUCCCCAUAUCAGUGUUUGCAGGAAAUACAAGGACUCUUUUGAUUAAGCACUUGUCACUUCUGUCAGCAAUGGAACAAAAAGCAGCAACUUUACAUGGAACUUUUUUAUUUUUUGUCUUCUGUUUUGUUUGUUGUUGCCUUGUCUUUGGUUUUAUUACUGUGGAAAAACAGUAUCUGUCACAACUUCAAUGAUAGGAAUGAAGUAUGAAUCCUCACUGGUGAAUUUGGCUUGUGUUGUAAUGGCUUUUUAGAGUCAUGCCCAAUUCCUAAAAUGAUUUAUAUAUAUAUAAAUGAAGCAGGCCGUA